Molecule: messenger RNA, 864 nt
Organism: Cylicocyclus nassatus
Lineage: Eukaryota; Metazoa; Nematoda; Chromadorea; Rhabditida; Strongylidae
Source: the annotation of a GenBank genome assembly
AUGAGACAGCUUUUCACUUCCGGAGAUUACUAUGAGCAACAAAACGAUCAGAUUCGUGAAUUUUUCCUGAACAUUUCCGUAAAAACUGUUGUGACCUUAAUAAUUUACAACGGAUUUGAGAUCUCGGUAUCUCAUAGAGGUAUGCGGUUAACGAUACCGCUAGGGUUACGAAGGAUCAUCAACAGCAAUUAUCACCCUUUCCAAAGUAUUCCAAGUCCUGAUAGAUGGCUUGUUCGUGAACGACAAAAUCGUUUUACAGCUUGGCAGUACGGUGUUGCUCGAACAACUUGGAAAGCUGGAAACAUGAAGCUGAACAAGCUUUUCUGCUAUCUCGACAUGCAGCGGCAAGAUGAAAAGAAACUCGAAAGAUUUUAUGCCGAAGAACGAUUGAAUGCUGCACUUGCUGAGCAUCACUUCGAAUACAAGCACUUCCGCAACAUGUUGGAUAAGGCGCGUAUACUACUCGAUAACAUCGUGCUUUCACAGCUGGCAAUUUAUGAACCACGCACCUUUCAAAGUCUCGUCGCGUUAGCGAAGGAGAUGGCCAUCAAAGAUGGGCGGCGAAUCAUACCAGAUGAUGAAUUCAAAUUUGAGGUCGACCUCGAUGAUUCACUUUUCGGCGAGCCCUACCCGAAACGACUACAGCUUCGCAAAGGACCUGCUGAGAAUUAUGUACAAAAACCUAGAAAACUCGAUCCUUCGGAAUAUUGAGGAAGUGUAGAGAAAAAGACUUAGCUUUAGGCAUAGACUGAUGUUAUAUUUGUGUAGAUUUUGAUAGUGAUUUGGUCUGCACUGUUAACCUCUUCCAUAUGAAGAAUGGUCGCGGAAUUUUAAGGUGCUCACACAUAAGCUGAAAAAGUGCGG